Messenger RNA from Drosophila gunungcola (fruit fly), 610 nucleotides. RefSeq lists its product as uncharacterized. Lineage: Eukaryota; Metazoa; Arthropoda; Insecta; Diptera; Drosophilidae. The record is from RefSeq and is a predicted model, not a curated record. The transcript has 3 exons. Bases 111 to 425 code for a protein of 104 amino acids.
CUGUGACGUAAAACGAGGUGUUGUUAUAGUAGGAAAGCAGACGUUCCAUCAGUUCCCAAGACAACGUUCUCCGGUUCAGAGCUCCGUAUCAAUAAAAAACACCCUAUAAAAUGGCAAAUAUUGCGGCGAUCUUCCUCCUGUUCGCCCUGUUCGCAGUGGCCAUGCCUGCCCGCGUUGCUCGUGAAGAACCCACUACCUCGCCGGUCUUAAAAGCUAUAGAUAAGGUCAAAGAAGAUCUGAACUUGAUUAAAUCGGAUAUGAACAAAAUCACUGCGGAACAAUUUAAGGAUUUUGGAAAAACGUAUAAUGACGCUAUCGACGGUCUUCUGAAUCGGACAAUGAAUCUUCUUAAGAGUCAAAGUCGAUUACAGCAGGUGACCUUGCCGCCGGUCCAGCAAGAAGUUGAUGGCUUGCCUUCAAAUUAAUUCUCCACAAAUGUGCCUAAUAAAUAUAUAAAUUUUCACACUGGCUAAAAUUAUCCAAAAGGGGCUAUACCAGUGUGACACUUGUAUAACUCAACGAUAAAUUGACCAUUCGACUUCAAAUUUAAUGCUGAAUACAUUAAACCGCUUUUGAAAAAUCUGAAAUAAAGUAAUAGAAGUAAAGUUCA